Molecule: messenger RNA, 5131 nt
Organism: Prunus persica (peach)
Lineage: Eukaryota; Viridiplantae; Streptophyta; Magnoliopsida; Rosales; Rosaceae
Product: histone-lysine N-methyltransferase ATX3
Exons: 24
Coding region: 450-3533 (1027 amino acids)
Biological process (GO): regulation of transcription by RNA polymerase II
Molecular function (GO): protein binding
Source: RefSeq, a predicted model, not a curated record
GCAAACGGGACCUCUCUCUGUGUGACAAACACAGCUCGAGCUUUCUUAAUUUUCCGGGAAACUUUUAUCUUGAUUUUCCUGAGAAAGUUGGUCCCGGCUCCGUCACAGCACCGACUCCAAGGUCAAAAUUCCGACUUCUUUUUGAAUCUUUCUUUUUGUUGUCUGCGUUUGGCCGAAAGAAAGUUACAGAGAACCGUUUCAAAUUCAUUACAUUUCUGCUUCCGUUGCUUUAAUUAGGGUUUUCGCACCCCAAUUUGGGUAUUUGCAUUGAUUCCGGCGGCGUAAAUUGUCUCUGAAGACGGUGGCCGAUUUUUGAAGUCUUCAAAAUUCGAUUGUUCAGCUUCUUUUUGGUGUUCUUUUUUCAAGGUUUGGUUUUGGGGUUCAAUGUGAAAUUAGGUUUUGGGUUGUUAUAUUUUGAGGGAGAUUUUGUGGAAUUGAAUGGUUAGAAUAUGAUUAUCAAACGGCCUCUGAAAUUCGAAAUGCCAAAUGUGAAACGUUGCAAGCUCGAAGAGCCCGAAGCUACAGCCUAUGAAUUUUCCGCGAAUCCGAAGAAGCGGAAAACGAAUGGGUACUGCUCAGUUGGCAAUGGAGAGGGCGAAGAUUUCAGCAGCGGUUCAGGUUCUUCGUACAACGAAGAGUUGUCUUGGCCCACCAAAGAGGUCCAGUCAAAUUUGGAGCGAUUGAUUAAUCAACGAGAGUUGAAUCGGAGCUCCGGGAAGUUCCGGAGGUCGUCACGAGGACGAAUUCAGAUGCUUCCUUCGAGGUUUAACGAUUCAGUCAUUGAUGUAUAUAAAAAUAGAGAAACUAAUUUUGACGAAGAAGAAGGUUAUGAAGUUUUAGUAGAAGAUGAUAUAGAGGGAAUUGAGAAAUUGGGUUUUGUAAAAAAGAGCCAGGAGGAUAUUUAUAGGCACAAGAAUUCGAAGAAGUUCCAAUAUUAUGGGAAGGAAGAACAAGAAGAAGACGACGUGGAUUGUAUAGGGUAUAACCAUUUUGAUCAUAGAAACUAUACGACUUUGAACAAAAGUGGGAAAUAUAGCGAUGGGUUUAGUUUAGGGGGCAUGGAGAAAAUUAGUAAAGCCAAUGGUGCAAAGAAGAAAGAAAUAUAUAAACCACAGGACUUUGCUUUGGGUGACAUUGUUUGGGCUAAGUGUGGGAAGAGCUACCCGGCUUGGCCAGCCGUGGUGAUCGACCCCAUAUUGCAAGCUCCAAAAUCAGUUUUGAGGUGCUGUGUUCCUGGUGCUAUAUGUGUGAUGUUCUAUGGGUUCUCAAAGAAUGGAACACAAAGGGAUUAUGGGUGGGUGAGGCAGGGAAUGGUGUUCCCCUUUCUGCAGUUCAUGGACAGAUUUCGGGGGCAGACACAGUUAUACAAGAGCAAGCCAAGUGAUUUUCAGAUGGCAAUAGAGGAGGCGUUGUUAGCAGAAAAUGGGUUUCUGGACACAAGCUUUGGGACAACAACUAAUUCAGAGGAAAAUCCCGCCCAAUUCCAAGAGGCUACUGGGUUUUAUCAAGAUCAGGAAUAUUACUCUCAGAGCCAUGAAGCAUAUCAUAAAGACACAAGGGCUUGUGAUUGUUGUGGUUUGGUUACUCCUUCUAAAGCUAUGAAAAAAAUGAAGGGCUCACGUUCUGAAACCCAACUUUUAUGUACACAUUGUGCCAAGUUAAAAAAAUCAAAACAAUAUUGUGGCAUAUGCCAGAAAAUAUGGCACCACUCAGAUGGUGGGAAUUGGGUAUGCUGUGAUGGUUGUAAUGUUUGGGUGCAUGCUGAGUGUGACAAAAUUUCCAGUAAUGUUUUCAAGGACCUGGAGCACAUUGAUUACUUUUGCCCUGAUUGCAAAGCAAAGUCGAAGUGUGGAUCAUCAGAUUUGGUAAAACGUCAGAAAAAAACCAGUUCUGCACUACACGUCCAGAAAUCGUUGAAUCCUGAGCAGAUAACUGUAGUUUGUAAUGGCAUGGAAGGAACAUAUGUUCCAAAACUUCAUAUGGUUAUUUGUAAGUGUGGUUCUUGUGGGUCAAAGAAGCAGACACCUAGUGAAUGGGAAAAGCACACAGGCUGUAGAGCAAAAAAAUGGAAGUAUAGUGUGAAAGUGAAGGCUACAAUGCUACCACUGGAAAAAUGGAUUGCAGAGUAUAAUGAACAUGGCUUUAAUCCUGCCAAUUUAGAUAAGAGGCGUCUGCUUGAUUUUUUGCAAGAGAAGUAUGAGCCAGUUAAUACAAAGUGGACAACGGAAAGAUGUGCGGUUUGUAGAUGGGUUGAAGAUUGGGAGGAUAACAAAAUUAUUAUAUGCAACAGGUGUCAGAUAGCUGUGCACCAAGAAUGCUAUGGCGCAAAAGAUGUGCAGGAUUUUACAUCGUGGGUUUGUAGGGCAUGUGAAACACCUGAUGUUAUUAGAGAGUGUUGUCUUUGUCCUGUAAGAGGAGGUGCUUUGAAGCCUACUGAUGUUGACACCUUGUGGGUUCAUGUCUCUUGCGCUUGGUUUCGCCGUGAAGUUGGUUUCUUGAAUCAUGAGAAAAUGGAACCUGCUGUUGGAAUCCUCAAAAUCCCACCAACUACUUUUUUGAAGCGUUGUGUAAUUUGUAAGCAGAUUCACGGUUCCUGCACCCAGUGUUGCAAAUGUGCUACUCAUUUUCAUACAAUGUGUGCAUCAAGAGCAGGCUACAGCAUGGAAUUGCACAGUCUAGAGAAGAAUGGGAUACAAAUCACAAGAAAGUUGAUAUAUUGUGCAGUUCACAGGACCCCAAAUCCAGAUGCUGUUGUAGUUGUGCAUACUCCUUCGGGGGUUUUUGCUGCCAGAAACUCACUUCAAAAUCAGAAGGGGUGCUUCAGGGGUGCAAGGGUGGUGCCAUCAGAAAGGACUGAGCUUCCAGAACCUUCGACCUCAGAGACUAACGAGUUUGAACCACUCUCUGCUGCAAGAUGCUGUGCUUUUAAAAGAUCAAACUAUAAGAGAGGUGAGCAGCUAGCAAUAUUCCACCGACCAAUGGGGCCAACACAUCAUUCCUUGGACACAAUAAAUAGCUUGAGUACAUUUAAAGAAGUAGAAGAUUCUAAAAUUUUUUCUUCAUUCAAGGAUCGGCUUUUCCAUUUACAGAAAACUGAAAAUCACCGGGUUUGUUUUGGGAAAUCUGGAAUACAUGGAUGGGGUCUAUUUGCGCGUAGGAAUUUUCAAGAAGGAGAAAUGGUUGUUGAGUAUCGUGGUGAGAAGGUGAGGCCUAGCAUUGCAGAUCUGAGGGAAGCACGAUACAGACGGGAAGGCAAAGAUUGCUAUCUCUUCAAGAUCAGUGAUGAAGUAGUAAUUGAUGCUACGAAUAAGGGAAAUAUAGCACGCUUAAUUAACCAUUCGUGCAUGCCCAACUGCUUUGCAAGGAUCAUGAGCGUGGGUGACGAAGACAGCCGGAUAGUUCUCAUUGCUAAGACUAACGUGCCUGUCGGUGAAGAACUAACGUACGAUUACUUGUUUGAUCCGGAUGAACAUGAUGAGCUGAAAGUCCCCUGUCUGUGUAAAGCUCCCAACUGUAGGAAAUUUAUGAAUUAGUUCACAGUUACAUUUUUUUUGCUCCCAAUUCAUCUCUGCACAGAGCUGACCCAUCUCCUAACCAAUAAGUUCACCUUUUCUUUCUCUUUUCCCUGAGCUUGUAAUUCUUUCAAGUUUCUUUACUGCUAGUCGUGUUGUAACCAUUCAGUUACAAUGUAAUACCCCAAAUAUUUGGCUGCGGCCUUUUUUUCGUGUAAAAGUUUGACAGAUUAUUAUACAAUCUUCUCAUGUCUAACUGUAAUUGUUGCCUGACAAUAUUGAUAUUUCAGUAUAUACACAACCAAAUGUUUUAUUUAUUGCUGUUAACUAAAGAAUUAAUAAUGGAGCUUUUCUUUUGGGUACUUGGUUUACCAUUUGUCCUUCAUUUAUUUAAAGAAGGAAGCUUGGUUCCGAGGAGCUCCUCCAAUGUGGUUUUGACAUUUGUCAAAUUUUAGCAAAAUUGAUUAACUUCCGACAGAAAAAAGAGGAGUAAUGCUACUUUUACUACAUUUUGUAUACCACAUUCUAUACCAGCUUAUGUGGCAGUUGAGGUGGACAGUUACAUUAAUUAGAAUUAUUUCAAUUUUUUAUUUCUUUUAACAUUUAUCAAUUGACAAAAAAGAAAAAGAAAAAAGAAAAGGAAACAAAAAAACCCUAGCGAACGUGAAACCCAAACGUGAAAAUUGGUUCUCCCCUUCUCCUCUCCGUCGUUCCCCUCCUCUUCUACAGUAAGCGUCUCCUCCCGCGUUCUUCAUCGCCUAUCCUCCUACACCAUCAAUUGGCACUCCACUGUCCCUCCUUUGGUUAUUGGUGAGUAUAUAUCUUUUUUUUUUCUUUUCUAUCAAUUCUUUUUUUGAUUGGGAUUUUCUAUUUAGAAUUACUAACUUACUCUUUUAUUUAGUUCAAUUGUUGAGAAGCACGAUAAUGGGCACUAGAAGAUCAGCCAGUGAAUCAGAGGACACUAGCCACAUCAACAACAAUAGCCCAAUUGAUCAAGGUUCUAACUAAUUCAGAACAAAAAAAAGGUUAAAAUUAUUUUAAAAGGCAUGAAAAGAAACAAUGGAGAAUGACCAUAAGUCAUCAAUGGAGGAGAACGAACAUGAAAAUAUAGCAUCCCAAUCCCAAUCAAAAAAAGAAUUGAUAGAAAAGAAAAAAAAAAGAUAUAUACUCACCAAUAACCAAAGGAGGGACAGUGGAGUGCCAAUUGAUGGUGUAGGAGGAUAGGCGAUGAAGAACGCGAGAGGAGACGCUUACUGUAGAAGAGGAGGGGAACGAUGGAGAGGAGAAGGGGAGAACCAGUUUUCACGUUUGGGUUUCACGUUCGCUAGGGUUUUUUUGUUUUGUUUUAUUUUUUAUUUUUCUUUUUUGUCAAUUGAUAAAUGUUAAAAAGAAAUAAAAAAUUAAAGUAAUUUUAAUUGAUGUGGCUGUCCACCUCAACUGUCACAUAAGGUAGUAUAGAAUGUGGUAUACAAAAUAUGAUAAGAGUAGCAUUACUCAAAAGAGAAUAUUUAAGGAAGUUACUCCUCAGUUUUAACUUUUAAGGAGCCAAAUUUUUCCAAAUCGUUAUUUAAAUGAACGAGACUCAGUUAAAUUGAGCUUAACCCCCGAGGCUAAUGGUA